UUAAAAGGUGCUAUAUUUUCCAAUAACCGAAAAAUUCAGCUGGUUUAAGCAUUUGAAACCGGUCAACUCUAAAGGAGCAGUUGACCAAGUUCAUCUUCUCUUUAAUCAGAUCGGAGAAAGGUUUCUGGAGUCUUACAAAAUCCGACGAACAACAACAAAACCCUAAAUCAGAAACAAAAAGAAUGGGAGAGAUGAUGUACAAGCUCUUCGCAUCAGCAUCAUUACUAACCCUAGGAUUGUAUCAUCUCAUCUGCACAUUCUUCCACCUCCUCAAAUCUCCACAAUCCUACGCCGCGAAACCCUUUUACCCUUUCCCACGUCUCUCCUCCGUCACCGGAACCAACCACCGUCUCCAAAAUCUACCACUAUUCAUCCUCAUACUCUCCCUUUUCGUAGCGUUCCUUCACGAAACCCUAAUUUCGUUCUACACCGAUCCUCUCGUCAAAGGAAGCACCCCAGUUCAUAGAUUCUCGUCUCUCAACUCCGCCGCCGUGUUCUUCCUCUUCCUCAUCAUCGCCGUUUACUAUCUCCUCUCCGAUUCAACCUCUUUAACCCCUCUCCCUUCGGAUCUCCUCUUCGCACUCGCUUCCGUUGGUUUCUUCCUUCAUUACUCCGCCGCGUCAUCAUCUGCUUCGAUUCAAACAUCGGAUCUCGAAGCUCACUGUGAUUCACUCUCAGCUCGUAUCUCCGCGUUAUGCUCUCUCCUUUGCUUGCUUCUCGCUUGUCGUUCAAGACUCUUCAUCGCUGACGCUGCCCUGGCUGCUGCGAUCUGUCUUCAAGGUCUAUGGCAGCUUCAGACUGGACUCUCUCUCCAUGUUGAUGGGAUUAUCCCUGAAGGGUGUCACCGUCUUCUUGAUGUUCAAAGCGGUGUUGAAGGAUCGACUCAGUGUGAUGUUGAGGAUUCUAAACUAAGAGCUGUCUCUGUUUUGGAUCUUAUGUUUACUGUACACGUUGUGCUGGUGGUUAUCCUUAUCUUUGUUACUUACACGAUGGUGGUUAUGGCUGCUGGAGUUAGAAGAACUGGUUCUUAUGAAGCUUUGCCCACCAAUUCUACUGAUACUAAUCACAUUCAGAUGAAGUCUUUGACUGGCACUCAGGCUUGAAUUGAAACCUUAUCAAUCCUCUUGCUUUGCCUUGUUUUAUUUCAAACUCAAGCCUUGUCCUGUGGUGAAAGAAGAAGAUGAUACUCAUAGAUUUGCACUGAGAACAUAAAGCAUGUGACAACAACAUGAGCAUUAUAGCUUGGCAAUCCCAUGUCAAUGUCAUUUAAGGCAAAGAAGAGGAACCAAAGGUAUGUUUCCCAUCUGCCUUCUUUGAGAUGGGAUUGCCUAAGCUAAGGCUUUGUGUUGUUGUCACAUCCUCUUUCAAGUCGUCUUCUUUGUCUUUCACCGCAUUCUUGAGUUUGGUUUAACGAAAAAAACUAAGUAGAUGUAGAAAUAGUUGACAGAAUUUGAUUGCAGUUUAAGAUUUUAGAAUAGACACUUUGGUACCCUUAUAAGUUACUAGAAGUCUAGAAUAAGAGCAGAAAAGAUACAUGUUAAACGCCAACAGGAGGUAUGAUUCAGUUGUCUAGGUAGAGGCUGAUUGAUUGUUAACUCAACUUAAUGAUCAGUGAGCAAUUUAGAAGCAAAAUGACAUUAGGCUGUCUUGAUCAUCGGGUCUUGUUAUUAUGGGCCUAAGCACAGGCCCAGAUAUGUCAUCUACGGUGUACUGUAUUCGUUCGUAUGCGUUGAUAGCUUGAAAUCUGGAGGUCUGCGCGUGGGAAGGGGAAUGGAUGAAAGUGAAACCUUAGUGGUUAAGUUAUUGCGAAAAGAGAUAAAAGGAUAAAACAAUCAAUUGAGAGCUUGAAACGCCCCAGAAAAAGUAGCUUAUGGUGGUGGGAAUAUUUUUAUGUUUAUUUUUUUCACUCUUUAUUGCUGAAAGGUACAACACUUGUAUGUAAGUUGUCUUUAAUAUAAUGUUUGUUUCCCUAA
Molecule: messenger RNA, 1973 nt
Organism: Camelina sativa (false flax)
Lineage: Eukaryota; Viridiplantae; Streptophyta; Magnoliopsida; Brassicales; Brassicaceae
Source: RefSeq, a predicted model, not a curated record